Molecule: messenger RNA, 2718 nt
Organism: Trichoderma asperellum CBS 433.97
Lineage: Eukaryota; Fungi; Ascomycota; Sordariomycetes; Hypocreales; Hypocreaceae
Biological process (GO): protein dephosphorylation
Molecular function (GO): protein tyrosine phosphatase activity
Source: RefSeq, a predicted model, not a curated record
AUGUCGACGACGCCCAUAUCAUCUCCCCGCGCAUCAUAUUCCGUUGGCCAGAACCACCCGCCUAAGCUGUCCCCGCUUCGACCUGACGUGCGUCCAUCAAGUCCCAACUACUUCGGCUUGGUUGUCAACGACUCUACCCACGAUCCCCGAGAAUCUUCUGGCUUGGGGAACAACUGGAGUCCGGCAUCAUCUUCGGUCAAGUCUUUUGCAGCUGCUCUUCCUAAGCCUGUUACCCUCGAGGCCAAUUCGGAGUUUGAAUUUGAGGCCUUCAGGCGGCAGGUUGACCUGAACAGGGGAGCCUCAUUUGCCCUAUCGACUUCUCACUAUAUCCAACCCCCAGCUCCUAAACGCCCCCAGCCGCCCAGAUGGCACACACAUGCUAGUGAUACAGGCUCUGAAAGCUCAUUUCCUCGUGCCCUGAGCUCUGCCAGAGAUCACCCGCCAAGUCGUAUGGAUAUUGACCAAGUUAGCCUUCAAGACUCUGCCUAUAUGUCAUCUGAGUCGAAGCGGAAUUCGGAAUCAUCUUUGCCCACCAUGCAGUUCCCAGGCAGCAUUCCACGGUUUGAGUCUCCGCGCCCCAUGGAUCCCAUCCAAUCCCGGACAAGCUUGACUCGGUCUGAGGAUAGAGAUCCUCGACUGUCUGUAAUGGAGCACCGACCCGAGCCUCCUUCGCCCCAGAUGUCGGAGAUCAGGAGAUCAGUCACCAUGCCAACCAAGUUGGAGCCUGGACAGCCAUCCAUGAUCAGUGCCGCUGCUCUCAAGGAGCUUAUUGAAAAAGAAGACGAGGAAAACAUCCUACUGCUAGAUAUACGCUCUUCUACAAACUACGCUGCUUCCCGAAUUAGGGGAGCGCUCAACCUAUGUAUACCCACCACUCUGCUGAAGCGUGCGACGUACAACACCGAAAAGCUGCAGCAGAUGUUCCAAAACAACGACGCGGCGGGAGAAAAGUUUAGCACGUGGCGUGACGCAUCCUGGAUUAUCGUUUAUGAUGCUCGUUCAUCAGAUAAUCGUGAUACCGUUGCAGCUCAGAAUAUGAUUAAAAAAUUCACUAAUGAGGGCUUCUUGGGGGAGACGGGCAUCCUGAGAGGUGGCUUCCAAGGAUUGCAAGGCACAAAUCCCGACUUAAUCGACAGCUCAUCAAGCGACUCAUCGAAAUCAAACGCCGGCCCUGGCCCCAUUGGCGGUCUGGCUCCUGUGAUUGGCGGUGUCAUGCUACCUACGACUAAGAACCCUUUCUUUGCCAAUAUUCGUCAGAAUAUGGAUCUUGCAGAUGGCGUAGGCCAGCGAGAUGUCUCUUGGCCACAAGGGCUUGAGCCAGAGGUGCUUCCUCAGUGGCUUCGCGAUGCCGCAGACCAGCCGGACCAUGGCAAGAAGGUGUCGGAUCGAUUUUUGCGGAUUGAGCAGGAUGAGAAGACUCGGAUGCAGAAUGCGUAUGCCGCAUUCAAUGAGAACAAUCCGUCCCACAAUCCCGCCAUGAACGGCAGAGUCCAGCUCUGUGGUGUUGAGAAGGGAGGCAAAAAUCGCUACAAGGACAUUCUCCCCUUUGAGCAUGCUCGCGUCAAGCUCCAGAACAAGCCCGAGGGAUCUUGUGACUACAUUAAUGCCAGUCAUCUUACAGCUUCCAGAAGCAACAAGAGGUAUAUUGCGAGCCAGGGUCCUCUGCCCGCCACGUUUGAGGAUUUCUGGUCCGUUAUCUGGGAACAAGAUGUACGCGUAAUUAUCAUGUUGACUGCCGAAUCUGAAGGCGGCCAAACGAAGUGUCACACAUAUUGGAAUGACCGUGAAUACGGCCCCAUCAGGCUGAGGAAGCUAUCGGAGAAAAAGGCGUCUCUUGACCUUGACAAGCAUCGAUCUAAUGCUGCUGCAACCCAAAGCACGAUGUCAUCGGGCGAGGCUAGCCGAAAACGAGCAAACACAACCACUACUCUGGAAGCGCCUGCAACGAACCCUACUCCAGCACAGCCCGAAACGUUUGUCACCGUUCGGAAGUUUUCACUCAGCCACUCAGCCCACCCCUUUGAACCUAUCAGAGAAAUUACGCAUCUGCAUUUCUCUUCAUGGCCCGACUUUGGAGCGCCUGCACAGCCGUCUCACCUCCUCGCUUUAGUGGAGCUCGCCAACGUCAUGCAGCGGGCGGCUCUUCCUGUUGAAACGGCCUCGAUUGUGGGUUCCAGCAAGAUUGCCAACGGCCUUGCGCCAGUUACUUGGUAUGACGAGCCCGAAGCCGAUAGCGCGAGUCGUCCCAUGCUGGUCCACUGCUCUGCAGGCUGUGGCCGGACAGGAGCUUUCUGCACUGUCGACAGCGUGAUUGACAUGAUGAAACGCCAACGACUAUCCAAACUAGCGGGAGGACAGCCACAAGCGCAAGGGUCAACAGCCGACGUGCCCAUGGAAGAUUUUGAUGAUGCCAUUUCCCCCAUGACGAACAGGCAGAUGAGCUUCAAAUUCGAUCUGGGCCACCCGCCCACGUUUGAGGAGAGGAAGAUUGAGGAGCACCCAUCCCUUGAUCUGUCUUGGAUGCAAGAUGAUUCACUUGACUUGAUCCAAAAGACGGUAGAAGACUUCCGUGAGCAGAGAAUCAGCAUGGUUCAGAGCCUACAACAGUAUGUGCUGUGCUACGAGACGGUCCUAGAAUGGGUCAAUCGACUACACGAAAAAGCAAGGGUAGGGCCUGACGGCAGACGACCCCGUAGCGAGAGCUACCAAUUCGCAUGA